AUGAGCCGACAGACUAACAGACGUCCAAUUAUUCUUGACCGUUCCGGUGGCUUCACAAUUGGGGGCAGAACUAUAUCCAGUCCAGUUUCGUCUAACUUGACCCUUUCCUGCGACCACGGUUAUAUGGAAUAUUUCUUGCCGCAAACCCCUCGAAAGCUGAGCCUAGUCAUGUGGCACAGCUCAAGCACGCAAACCUUUCAAAACCGAUGGGACGGCGGCGAAGGUUUCAAAGACAUGUUUCUGCGCCGCGAUUACCCUGUGUAUCUCUGGGACGGCCCCCGGGUUGGACGUGCUAAUUGGGCAUGUGAGCCCGACUCCUACACACCAUGGUAUCGAGACGAAGGGAAUUUUGUAGCGUGGAACUUUGGGCCGUCCUACAGGAACUGGUGGCUGGACGUGCAAUUCCCAACAGAAGAUGGCUAUGCCUGGCAGCAGGCCACAAGCGCUCGUUACGUUGAGUACGACAGCGACGACAACGUCCAGCUGCACUCUAAUGCGGCGGCUAUCGCGGCUGAUUCUGGUAAGAUAGGACAGGACAUUGCCUACAUAACUAAUUCAGCUUCGGGUGUUCGUGCCUUAAUGACGGUGGUGAAGAGCAACACAACUAAUAUCAAAGCUAUUAUUUGUUACGAGGGCUAUGGAUACGUUUUUCCAGAGGGAGCAAACUUUACGGCCAACACGCCCUUUUUCUCGGGAGGAGGAUUUGGGCCGUACGUCGUACCAUUGGAUGAUUUCAAAAAGCUCGCCAAGCUCGCAGCCGUAAUGUUUUAUUGGUCGGAUCAUAGGGAUGAGUCAUAUUUGUUUUUGAAGCAGUCACGCGAAGUAGCGGAGCUCAUCAACCUGUAUGGUGGUAAUGCACACGUCAUGAAGUUAGGGGAAGAUGCAGGUCUAAAGGGGAGCACACACAUCGCUUUUGCUGAUAUGGACAAUGAUAAAGUUGCGAUGUUAUUGGAUGGGUUCCUUCAUAAGAAUAAGUUGGAUGAAUAUCAGGUGCCCAAGUGGCUGAAUUGA
This is a messenger RNA of Truncatella angustata, 1011 nucleotides long. RefSeq lists its product as uncharacterized. The record is from RefSeq and is a predicted model, not a curated record. The transcript has a single exon. Bases 1 to 1011 code for a protein of 336 amino acids. Lineage: Eukaryota; Fungi; Ascomycota; Sordariomycetes; Amphisphaeriales; Sporocadaceae.